Molecule: messenger RNA, 189 nt
Organism: Penicillium macrosclerotiorum
Lineage: Eukaryota; Fungi; Ascomycota; Eurotiomycetes; Eurotiales; Aspergillaceae
Exons: 1
Coding region: 1-189 (62 amino acids)
Source: RefSeq, a predicted model, not a curated record
AUGCGCCGAGCAGUUGAGGUCAAGGCAUAUCGACGGGAUGAGGAGGUCAAAAAGAGAGGCCGAUGUGCACAGGACCAAGAACAGACUCUGGUCCUCCUGAGCGAGUUUCUACCCACUGCAAGACCCUCCAUAUCGUGUGCGGUCGGAAAGGAAGUUGGCUUCUUCGGGCCUGCGGGCCUGCAAGAUUAA